CGCUUGAGGCGCUCGAACUCUACGCACCUAUCCUAACCACGAAUAUAUCGCAACGCGCCAGCAUUCAAUCAGAUCGCAAAUAAAGAGGCUUCAACAUUUCGAUAUAUUCGAGUAAUCGACUUAACAUGCUCUUUUUAAGGAAAAGAGUAGUAUCAGAUGAUGAAGGAGACGUAAAUGAUGGAAAUUGAACAAAAUUAUCGGAUGUACACGCCUCGGAAUCCUUUCGAUUGAAUUCGUUAGGUCACUUUUCAUCAGUGAUGAACGAUGAUGUGUCAAUGUUAUGUAACUUCAUCAUGAUUGCGUCAUCUGUCCUUGUGUCGCGAUAAGCAUUUUGCAAUAAAUAAUGGCAAGCAAAUCUUGGAAUGUUCUGGUAACGGGAGGUGCUGGGUAUAUCGGUUCUCAUACAGUCUUGGAAUUAUUAAAUGCAGACAUUCAGGUGGUAGUAAUUGAUAACCUUAGCAAUGCACAUAAAGACUCGAAUUUUGAGAAACCAGAAUGCCUCCUUAGAAUAGAAAAAUUGACAAAUAAAAAUAUUACAUUUAUCAUAUGUGACAUUAUGAAUAUUAAUGAUUUAAGAAAUGUAUUUCAGAAGUAUACUUUUCAUAGUGUUAUACACUUUGCUGCAUUAAAAGCAGUUAGUGAAUCAUGUCAGAAACCACUUGAGUACUAUAAGAUUAACGUCAGUGGAACAAUAAAUUUAUUAGAAGUUAUGCGAGAGAACAAUGUAAAACAUUUUAUUUAUUCAAGCAGUGCUACAGUUUAUGGUGUACCUCAGCAACUUCCUUUAAUGGAAGAUAUGAAAACUGGUAAUUGCACGAAUCCUUAUGGGCAGACAAAGUUUAUGGUAGAAGAAAUAUUAAAGGAUUUGUGUAUAUCAGAUAAGGAAUUUUCUGUUAUAUCUCUGAGAUAUUUUAAUCCUGUUGGUGCACAUCCUUCAGGUCAAAUUGGAGAAGAUCCUAAUGGUGUACCAAAUAAUUUAAUGCCUUAUAUUGCACAAGUCUCUGUUGGAAAAAGGGAUACAUUAUUUGUUUAUGGUAAUGACUAUGAUACACCUGAUGGCACAGGUAUGCGUGACUAUAUUCAUAUUAUGGACUUAGCAGUAGGACAUGUGAAAGCCAUAAUUUAUCAAAAAACUCAUAAUCUGAGAGGAUUUAAGGCGAUAAAUCUUGGCACUGGAAAAGGCUAUUCUGUGCUUGAAGUUAUACAUGCAUUUGAGAAAGCAUCUGGAAAAAAAAUCUCAUACAAAAUAGUUGAACGUAGACCAGGUGACAUUGCUGUUAGUUAUGCGGAUGCUAGUAUCGCUAACAAAGAACUGGAUUGGAUUGCUACAAAAAUAUGGAUGACAUGUGUUUAGAUACAUGGAAAUGGCAACAAAAUAAUCCAAAUGGAUAUAAACAUUAAGAAACAGGAUAUAUAUUAUAUCUAAAUAAUCAAUUCAACCUUAUAUAUUUUGUCUUUCGUAUAUUGUCAGAAAGAUCAUGAAAUCACGGUGGUGUAUAGUUACCAAAGUUUAGACCAAAGUAUAUUAAAAAAUUACAUCUUAUAUCUGUUACAUUAAGUGAAUUUAGUAUGAAUAUAUGAUGCAAGUUUAAAA
Messenger RNA from Nylanderia fulva, 1594 nucleotides. It is a transcript of the gene Gale, whose product is annotated as UDP-galactose 4'-epimerase. Gene Ontology annotation, biological process: beta-D-galactose catabolic process via UDP-galactose, Leloir pathway. Gene Ontology annotation, cellular component: cytosol. The record is from RefSeq and is a predicted model, not a curated record. Gene Ontology annotation, molecular function: UDP-glucose 4-epimerase activity. NCBI's taxonomy places the organism in Eukaryota, Metazoa, Arthropoda, Insecta, Hymenoptera, Formicidae.